GCUAACUAAAAAGAAGUGAAGUGAAAAAGAAAAGGUCGUCUGGGUAUGCAAAAGUGUGCAAUACGCACCAAUCUGUUAGCGUGAAACAGUGAGUUAUCGUGCGCUUUUGUGUCAGGGUUGGGAGGUAGAAGAAGAAGAAGAAGAAGAGAGUUAGGGUAGAUUUAGAGAGAAGUAAAGUAGGAAUAAAUGGGCGAUCUUUAUGUUUGGCUAAUCUCCUUCUUCUUCCUUAUUGCCUUACUUGUCGUCAUCGUUUUCCAGCUUAUGUGCUUGGCUGAUUUGGAGUUCGAUUAUAUCAAUCCUUAUGACUCGUCUUCGCGGAUAAACAAAGUGAUUUUGCCUGAGUAUAUAACUGAAGGUGUUUUAUGCCUGUUUUUUCUCCUAACAGGACAUUGGUGUAUGUCACUAUUGUGUCUUCCAUACCUCUACUACAAUGUCAGGCUUUACACACGACGAAAACAUCUGGUAGAUGUGACGGAGAUAUUUAACUUAUUACACUGGGAAAAGAAGCAGCGUCUUUUUAAACUCUUCUAUCUCAUUGUUCUUCUCUUUCUCUCGAUAUUUUGGAUGAUUUUGACAGCAUUGGAAGAUCACGACUUCGAUUAGUUAGUUGCUUGCGUGCAUGCAUCAUUUGCUACUCAUAAGGAGCACCGGGCUCCAUAAACUGCUGGCUUGUAUGAAUGGAUAGGACAGAACAGGCAGCAAGAGCGGAUCGGAAGUCUUUUGUAAUUGAUAUAGUUGAUAUUCCAGGAUUAAUUAUUAGAUUUUUUCUGUUGAUUUAUAACUUAUAGUUUUGAGGUGCUAUACAAUUCUUCAAUCAUGUUUUAGGCA
Messenger RNA from Mercurialis annua (annual mercury), 828 nucleotides. RefSeq names its product protein cornichon homolog 4. Bases 187 to 603 code for a protein of 138 amino acids. Gene Ontology annotation, biological process: vesicle-mediated transport. The transcript is spliced from 4 exons. Lineage: Eukaryota; Viridiplantae; Streptophyta; Magnoliopsida; Malpighiales; Euphorbiaceae. The record is from RefSeq and is a predicted model, not a curated record.